CAUGUUUAAUUGUUCUCCGAAGUAAUCUCCGAUCAUCAAAGUCUUCUUGUCCUCAGCAAACCAAGGUCAUUGCGGAGUUCUUUAUUGUUUUAGCUCUAGAAUCUUAUAUAUUAUUCUGGUGCAAUUUUUUUUUUUUAUGUAAACAUCAUGAGCGUAUGUUUAAGAACUUGUACAAAUACAGCAUGAAAUGAUGCAAUUCAAUUGCUUAUUAACAAAUACUCUUCCUCCAUGUUUGAAGAUUGAUGACACAAAGAUUGGAAGCUAUAGGUAGCAAAAAAGGCUUCACAUUCGAUGAUGGUUCUGACCAUGACGGUGUUUCCAAGAUUUUUGUUGGAGGUGGUCUUCAAGGAAUUCUGUACAUGGAGUUUGAAUAUGUAAACAGUGGACUGCUGAAAUUUGGAACACUUGUUGGUCGUCGACAUAGAGGUUUCAUAGAGACGUUUGAGAUUAACCAUCUCAACAAUGAAUAUCUCGAAUCUAUAGAGGGCUUCUACGACCAUGAAUCUGGUUACAUUCAAGGACUUCAAUUUAAAACAAAUUUUAGGAUUUCAGAACUAAUUGGAUAUGAUAAGGGUAACAAGUUUACACUUGCAGUCGAGGGAAAGAAUAUCAUUGGGUUCCAUGGCCAUAUGAGGAAUAGAAAUAUUAUCUCCCUUGGAGCAUAUUUCACUUGGAAUCAUCCUACAAGAUUCAAAGCAAAAGGUAGCAAGGGAGGCCAUAAGUGGGAUGAUGGAGCUGACCAUGAUGGUAUAGCAAAGAUUCAUGUACGAGGUGGUUUUGAAGGCGUUCAAUAUAUCAAAUUUGAUUAUGUCAAUAGUGGAAAAGCCCAAGAAGGAUCAAUCCAUGGUUUCUCGGGUAGCGGUUUCACGCAAACGUUUGAGAUCAACUAUCUUUACAAUGAACAUCUAGUAUAUGUUGAGGGUUACUACGACGUUGCAUCUGGUGUUAUCCAAUCACUUCAAUUUAAAACUAACUUCAGGACUUCGGAGAUGCUAGGAUAUGAAAAGGGUAAGAAGUUUUUACUUGGAGACAAGGGGAAAAAAAUUGUUGGCUUUCAUGGAUAUGCUGACAAGUAUCUCUACUCUCUUGGAGCAUAUUUCACAACGGUUCCCAUUAGCAAAUCAGAAUGUCGCGGUGGUACUGGAGGCAUAUCUUGGGAUGAUGGUGUUUUCGAGAGCAUAAGAACGGUGUAUGUUAGUUAUAAUACCACUAACAUAAAGAGUAUAACAUUUCACUACCACAACCGCACAGUUGUAGAGCGACAACACGGGUGGCAAAGUAUACAAGACGAAGGAGAAGAAGAAGAGUUUGAGCUCGACUAUCCAAACGAACUGAUCACUUAUGUGGAGGGGACAUUCAAAACCUUUGGGCCUAGCGAUACGAGGGUUACGUCAUUGAUUUUGAAAUCAUCCGAAGGGAGAACCUCUCCAACAUUUGGAAAUGUGUCUGGUACCAAAUUUGUGUUGGAGAACAAAGGAUGUGCUGUCGUUGGGUUCCAUGGACGACACAAUGAUCGUGAUCUCGUUGCUAUUGGGGCAUAUUUUAGUCAGAUACCUCCUCCCACUGCAGAGAAACUACGACCACAAGGUGGUUAUCAAGGAGGUUCAUGGGACGAUGGUGUUUACGAUAAUGUUAGAAAGAUAUAUGUAGGAAAAUGCGAAAAUGGUAUCGCAUUCCUCAAGAUUGUGUACGAUAAGGAUACUCGAAUGGUUAUUGGAGAUGAUCAUGGAAACAAAACACCAUUAGAUAUCAAAGAGUUUGAGGUCGAAUAUCCAAGUGAAUACAUUACGGCCGUGGAUGGUUGUUACGACAGAGUAAUUGGAAGUGAAGUCGAAGUUAUAACUAUGCUUAGGUUUAAGACGAACAAACGAACAUCUAUACCCGUUGGAUUUGAAUCUACCUCAAGCUUUCUACUCUACAAAGCAGGCUGCAAAAUUGUUGGAUUUCAUGGAAAAGCAAGUAACAUGAUUAAUCAACUCGGGGUCCAUGUUGUGCCCUUCACCGAGUGAUCAUCUUCUAGUCUCCAUUGUUGUCAUAAGUAUGCAAUCUCUCAUGUAAUAACAAUCACCUUCAUGAGA
Arabidopsis lyrata subsp. lyrata is the source of this 2078-nucleotide messenger RNA. RefSeq names its product jacalin-related lectin 14. The coding region runs from base 243 to 2009 and encodes 588 amino acids. NCBI's taxonomy places the organism in Eukaryota, Viridiplantae, Streptophyta, Magnoliopsida, Brassicales, Brassicaceae. Gene Ontology annotation, molecular function: carbohydrate binding. The transcript is spliced from 5 exons. The record is from RefSeq and is a predicted model, not a curated record.